Messenger RNA from Hermetia illucens (black soldier fly), 1927 nucleotides. RefSeq names its product phenylalanine--tRNA ligase beta subunit (gene beta-PheRS). The record is from RefSeq and is a predicted model, not a curated record. Lineage: Eukaryota; Metazoa; Arthropoda; Insecta; Diptera; Stratiomyidae. Gene Ontology annotation, biological process: phenylalanyl-tRNA aminoacylation. Gene Ontology annotation, cellular component: cytoplasm; phenylalanine-tRNA ligase complex. The transcript is spliced from 8 exons. Gene Ontology annotation, molecular function: magnesium ion binding; ATP binding; phenylalanine-tRNA ligase activity. Bases 118 to 1887 code for a protein of 589 amino acids.
UUUCCAAUUCUAAUUGGCUCAUCGUCAACAUAAGAUUCAUCGUUGCGGGCCGUCGUCACGUUCGCUCCUUGAAUUCCGUUACUAAAUCCAGUUUUAUUCAAUUAGUUUCCAAGCAAAAUGCCAACAAUAGGUGUGAAGCGUGAUUUGCUCUUCAAAUCGCUGGGUCAGCAAUACACCGACGAUGAGUUCCAGGACCUCUGCUUCGCCUUUGGGCUUGAGUUAGACGAAGUGACCACCGAGAAGCAAAUGCUAACCAAAGAACAAGGUGAUGUGGCGGCUGCGAAGGAUGCGUCCGAGGAAAUCAUUUACAGAAUCGACAUUCCAGCCAACCGGUAUGACUUGCUUUGUCUGGAAGGACUCGUGACCGGUUUGAAGGUUUUCCAGGGAAAGAUGAAACCGCCUCAAUUCGAAUUGAGCCAUGUGCCGGAAAAGGAGCGACAAACUAUGACGAUUCUUCCAGAUACUGCUAAGAUAAGGCCUUACGCCGUUGCUGCAGUUCUCAGAAAUAUCGAGUUUACCCAGGAUUCGUACAACAGCUUCAUUGAUUUGCAGGACAAAUUACAUCAAAACAUUUGCCGGAAACGCACUUUGGUCGCCAUUGGUACUCACGACUUAGACACCUUAAAAGGUCCAUUCAUUUACGAUGCCCGGAAACCAGAAGACAUUCGCUUCAAACCUUUGAACCAAACAAAGGAAAUGAAUGCUGUAGAGCUAAUGGAGUUCUACUCGACUCACGCCCAACUCAAACAGUAUUUACCAAUUAUACGUGAUUCACCUGUGUACCCAGUUAUCUACGAUUCAAACGGGGUCGUCCUCUCUCUGCCACCAAUCAUUAACGGGGACCAUUCAAAAAUUACAAUCAAUACAAAAAAUGUGUUCAUUGAAUGCACUGCAACCGAUUUAACUAAAGCAAAAGUAGUGUUAGACACGAUCGUUUGUAUGUUCUCAUCACAUUGUGCCGUUCCAUUCAUUGUCGAGCCAUGCAAUGUCAUAACAACGAAUAACGAAACUGUUGUAUAUCCAACAUUAGAAUAUCGCACGGAAACGAUAUCUCCGAAAAAAGCGAACGCCUACAUAGGCGUUGAUCUCGAGUCUCAGAAAUUGGCUGACAUGCUCACUAAAAUGUACUUGGAAGCGCGAGUGGAGAAGAGUGGAGACCUUUCCGUCAAAAUUCCACCCACCCGGCAUGAUGUUAUCCACGCUUGCGAUAUCUACGAAGAUGUAGCAAUCGCCUAUGGCUACAACAACAUUGAAAAGUCGCUCCCUUCGAUUACUCAAAUAGCAAAGCAAUAUCCACUGAAUAAACUCACUGAACAACUCCGGGAACAAGUCGCUCAAGCGGGAUUCACCGAAGCUCUCACAUUCACGCUUUGUUCGCGGGACGACAUCUCGACCAAGCUGAAUAAGGACAUCGAGAAAACUCCAGCUGUUCAUAUUUCUAACCCGAAAACGUUGGAAUUUCAAGUAGUGCGAACCACACUCAUCCCAGGAUUACUUAAGACCUUGGCUGCAAAUAAGAAGAUGCCAUUACCACUGAAACUCUUCGAAAUCACAGACAUCGUUGUUGCUGAUGAUGAAGCAGAGGUUCGUGCGCGGAACGAGAGACGACUCUGUGCAGUUAAUUGCAAUAAGUCGGCCGGAUUCGAGGUUGUCCACGGCUUGCUAGAUCGUGUAAUGCAACUUCUAGAGGUGCCAUGGAAAAAAGAUGAAGGAUAUUAUCUACAAGCUACUGAAGACCCAGCAUUUUUCCCAGGUCGCUGCGCGAAUAUUCUGUACAAGAAUGUGACGAUAGGCAAAAUUGGUGUCUUACACCCAACGGUAUUGCAUGCCUUCGAGUUAACUCAUCCUUGUUCGGUUGUAGAGUUUGUCAUUGAACCGUUUGUGUGAUAUCAAUCGAAAUAGCGAAUAAAUAUAUUUAUCUGCAUUA